ACUAGCAAAAUUCCCCCAUUUGAGAUGCCUCUGAGAAAAUUAACCGUUUGAUUAUUGUGGCGGCGGUGCACACACACACAGAAUGUCCGACGUUGAGGCGACAUUCGAUCGCCUGCUGAAACUGCCGGGCGUCAUGGGCGCCAUACUGGUCAAUGGCGAGGGUAGACCCAUUCGCACAUCCAUGGAUGCAACGUCCAGCCACAUAUUUGCGGGAAAAAUGGCACCGAUGGUGAAGAUGGCACGCGCCAUGGUGCGCGAGGUGGAGCCCACGGAUGAUCUCACGUAUCUGCGGAUGCGGACACUCAAGAGUGAGAUUCUUGUGGCAGCUGAGAACGAGCACAUGAUCAUACUCGUCCAGGAUUCGAAUGCAUUGGAUGAGGCGCGACGGAAUAGCUCGUCGUCGUCCAAGAGGAGUUCAUGAAUUCCGUAUCUGGAACUCCUCCCUCCCCCUUCCCACCAUCAGUUGGAGGAACUAAAAAAUAUCAAAAUGAGCAAAAAGUGCGCAGUGCACGUCAUGUGGGCAGCAUAAACAAAAUGGCAUAAACAAGCUGCGCCAGCAGGGGGUGUGGGCAGCGGAGAUGAAAAGUCCUUGCACGAACUCUCCCCACUCUUC
Drosophila subobscura is the source of this 613-nucleotide messenger RNA. RefSeq names its product dynein light chain roadblock-type 2 (gene robl37BC). Gene Ontology annotation, biological process: microtubule-based movement. Gene Ontology annotation, molecular function: dynein intermediate chain binding. The coding region runs from base 83 to 421 and encodes 112 amino acids. The record is from RefSeq and is a predicted model, not a curated record. The transcript has a single exon. Gene Ontology annotation, cellular component: cytoplasm; centrosome; cytoplasmic dynein complex. Lineage: Eukaryota; Metazoa; Arthropoda; Insecta; Diptera; Drosophilidae.